AAUAACUUUUAGUUACCUAUGGUUAUCGUGUUCUUUGGCUUAAUAUUGGAAUUAGUGGAAUUUAAUGAAAGCUACAAAAUUAAGCAAUAUUCAUAUCAUAAUCCUCCUCCAUGGCGGCGUCCACGAUGGCAUUCGUUUCCAAAACAUCGAAAACGUUAUCAUUCCAAAAGAAUACUACCUCACAAGUAUCACCUUUACGAACCAGACUACGACAGAUACGCACCGUAUCAUGAGGAUACAUCUGACCAAGAUAAACCUUUCGUUAUAGUCAUACAACUUCCGCAAAAAAACGAAAAAAAAAAAUAUGAUUUCUAUCAGCGAAAGCACAUUAUAGAUCCUCCGCAAAAUAACGAUUAUGCCGAUGAUGACGAUGAAGAGGUAAAAGUGUACCAAAUAAAAUAACUAAGAAAUUCAAAUUAAA
Cyphomyrmex costatus is the source of this 421-nucleotide messenger RNA. RefSeq lists its product as uncharacterized. Bases 19 to 402 code for a protein of 127 amino acids. The record is from RefSeq and is a predicted model, not a curated record. NCBI's taxonomy places the organism in Eukaryota, Metazoa, Arthropoda, Insecta, Hymenoptera, Formicidae. The transcript has 2 exons.